AUGUAUUCUCACAAAUAUUCUUUUCAUCUCAAUUUUUUCAGAUAUUUAGUUGACGAAGAAGUCGAAGAAGCACAAGACGAAGUUAGUGUUGCUGCUCAAGAAGUGUCUAAACAAGAAGAGGCACCACCGACACCUAAAUCUCCUCUGAAAAGUCCCCCAGCGUCUCCUUUGAAAAGUCCCCCAGCGUCUCCUUUGAAAAGUCCAAAGAGUGAAAAACCAGAAUUGGAACAGGCUGCACAACAAGAAUUUGAGGAAGGCGGGGAAGAUGAACCACCUCUCUCUCCUUCUAAGGAAGUACGUCGUUCCAGUGUGAGCACUGAUGUAACUGGACCACAAGCCCAACUUCGCAAGACAGAAAUCAAACAGAAAGAGCCAGAAGAGAAAGAAAUGACUGAGGCCGAAGCUGCAAUGUUAGCAGCUAAAAAACGCCACGAAGAGGAAGAAGAGGCUAAGAUGCGAGACAAUGACGAGCGUCGUCGUCAAGAAAUGGUUGCUGUUGAACAAGAAUUGCAAGAAUUAAAAGAACGUCAAAUACAACGAAAAGCUGAACGAGAACAAGAAGAACGUGAAUUAGCUGAACGUAGACGUCAAGAUGAGGAACGCCGUCGUCAAGCAGAAGAGGAGCGUAAAGCAAGAAUUGAAGCUGAAAAAGCACGAAGAGAAGAAGAAAAAAGGAAGAGACAAUUAAUGAUGGCUGGCUCUUUUGGAGGUGUUGUUCAAGCUGAGGGAGAAGGAGGAAAGAAUUUUGUUAUUCCUGAAAAGGGUGCUGGUGGUGGUCAAGCACCUGGAUUGCCUGGACAGGCGAGCAAACCACGGGGACUAUCAAAAGAACAACAGGAAGAAGCUAAGCGUAAUUAUAUGGCUAUUGUUAACCGUCCAGUUGAUGUCUCCAAUAUGUUGCCAAACGAUAUUAAGGCUAAAAUUAAGCAAUUAUAUUCACGUAUUGUGAAAUUGGAAGGAGAAAAGUAUGACUUGGAGAAACGCAAAGGACGUCAAGAAUAUGAUUUGAAGGAGCUUAGUGAACGUCAAAAACAAGCAGCACGUCAAAAAGCUUUGAAUACUGGUGUUGACCCGACAGAAGUAGAAAACACAAACUUCCCUCCAAAAAUCCGAGUAGCUUCCAAAUUCGACCGACAAACUGAUCGCCGGGAUUAUGUUGAACGCCGUGACUUAUUCGAGAAACCACCACCAGAAUUAAUUCCAACAAUUGCCCACGGAAGUGGACGUCCCCCGUCAGAAUGGGGACGAAAAGAAUUCGAAGAAUUGGAACAAAUCCGAAAGAAUUUAGAACCUCCAAAAUAUGUGGAGCAAGUUAAAGCUGAGGGGGAUGCUGCACGUCCACCUGUGCCUGUUAUUCCUUUACAAGUUCCUGCUGAGGCGUUUAUUAAUGCAAAUGAAGCACCCGUUGAAGCUGCUCCUGAACCUCCCGCAAAGCCUUCCCGCCGGAUUGCUGCUAAAUGA
Molecule: messenger RNA, 1461 nt
Organism: Meloidogyne enterolobii
Lineage: Eukaryota; Metazoa; Nematoda; Chromadorea; Rhabditida; Meloidogynidae
Source: the annotation of a GenBank genome assembly